AUGUGCCUGCCAACGCCAGCAGCCCCUUCAUCAAUCCGUACAUCCCACUUGACUGGUGACGCCACAGGAAAUGCCCGAGGAGUCCGAAUGGCUGUUUCCAUGGACGCAGUCUUCAUACUCCAGAGGAAGUUCGGGCCGGUCUUCAGCGUGCACAUCCUGUGGAGGCCGGUGGUGGUGCUGAGCGGGCCCGACGCCGUCCGGGAGGCCCUGGUGCACAGGUCCGAGGACACCUCCGGCCGGCCGCCCAGCCCCGUCUACGGCCACGUGGGCUUCGGCCCCGACGCCCAAGGCGUGGUGCUGGCCCAGUACGGGGAGGCCUGGAAGGAGCAGAGGAGGUUCUCCCUGAGCACCCUGAGGAACCUGGGCCUGGGGAAGCAGUCGCUGGAGCAGUGGGUGACCAGCGAGGCCGACUUCCUUUGCUCUGCCUUCGCCUCCAAGGAAGGUCGGGCCUUUGACCCCAGCCACCUGCUGACCUGCUCCGUCACCAACGUGAUCUCCUCGCUGACCUACGCCACCCGCUUCGGCUACGACGACCCCAAGCUGCAGAGGCUCCUGGAGCUCCUCCAGCGCAGCCUCAGGGAGGACACGGGCCUGCUGCGAGAGGUGGUGAACGAGGUCCCGGCGCUCCUGCGCGUCCCGGGCCUGGCCCGCAGGCUCUUCGGAGCCCUCAAGGGCCUGCUGGACAUCCUGGACGAGUUCUUGGAAGAGCACAAGGCGGCCUGGGACCCCGCCCAGCCCCGGGACCUGACCGACGCUUUCCUGCUGGAGAUGGAGAAGGCGAAGGGGACCCCGGGGAGCAGCUUCAACCCUGCAAACCUCCGCAUGGUCAUAGGGGACCUGUUCACCGCGGGCAUGGUGACCAGCGCGACCACCCUGCGAUGGGCCCUGCUGCUCCUGCUCCGCCACCCCGAUGUCCAGCGCAAGGUCCAGGAGGAAGUGGACGCGGUGAUCGGCCGGAGCCGGAGGCCCACCAUGAAGGACCAGGCCCGCAUGCCCUUCACCAGUGCCGUGAUCCACGAGGUUCAGCGUUUCGGAGACAUCGUUCCCCUCGGCGUCCCCCACAUGACGACCCGGGACACCGAGAUCCAGGGCUUCCUCAUCCCUAAGGGGACCACGCUCAUCACCAACCUGUCCUCGGUGCUCAAAGACGAAGCCACCUGGGAGCAGCCUUACCGAUUCUACCCCGAGCACUUCCUGGAUGCUGAAGGCCGCUUUGUGAAGCCGGAAGCCUUCAUGCCUUUCUCUGCGGGCCGCCGGGUGUGCCUAGGGGAGCCACUGGCCAAGAUGGAACUGUUCCUCUUUUUCACUUGCCUGCUGCAGGAUUUCUCCUUUGUCCUGCCUCCGGGGCACUCCAAGCCCAGUGACAAGGCAGAGGUCUCCUUUCUCUCAGCCCCACAGCCCUUCGAGCUCUGUGCAGUGCCCAGAUAGGAGAGCUGCCUGCCUGCACAGGAUGAUCCCAACAACCCUGUCUCCACCAUCACCUUUCACUGACCUGCCUCCUCUCCCCUUCUUUACCUGCAUGACCUCCUCCUCCCCUCGGGCUAAGGGAGCACAGCUCUGACAUUCCAGGGAAUAAACUACCUUCUCGGCUC
Molecule: messenger RNA, 1592 nt
Organism: Gracilinanus agilis (Agile Gracile Mouse Opossum)
Lineage: Eukaryota; Metazoa; Chordata; Mammalia; Didelphimorphia; Didelphidae
Product: cytochrome P450 2D15
Exons: 9
Coding region: 1-1428 (475 amino acids)
Biological process (GO): xenobiotic metabolic process; arachidonate metabolic process
Cellular component (GO): cytoplasm; intracellular membrane-bounded organelle
Molecular function (GO): iron ion binding; oxidoreductase activity, acting on paired donors, with incorporation or reduction of molecular oxygen, reduced flavin or flavoprotein as one donor, and incorporation of one atom of oxygen; heme binding
Source: RefSeq, a predicted model, not a curated record